AUGCGGAUAAACCAUAAAAAUGAAUCAAGAAAUCGAGACUUCUCCUCCUUCUUCCUCUUCCCCCUCCUCUCCUUCUUCUUCUUACUCCUCCUCUUCUUGAUAUUCUUCCUCCUCCUCCUCCUCCUCCUCCUCCUAUCCUCCUCCUCCUAUCCUCCUCCUCCUAUCCUCCUCCUCCUCUUCUUCUUCUUCUUUUUCUAUCUCCUCCUCUUCUUCUUCUUCGCCGUCGUCUUCGUCGUUAUCAUCAUCUUCUUCUUCUUCUUCUUCUUCUUCUUCUUCUUCUAUCUCCUCCUCCCCCUCCUCCUCUUCUUCUUCUUCGCCGUCGUCUUCGUCGUUGUCUUCUUCUUCUUCUUCCUCUUCCUCUUGUUACUCCUUCUCCUCCUCUUCUUGAUAUUCUUCCUCCCCCCAUCUCCUCCUCCUCCUCCUCCUCCUCUUCUUCUUCUUCGCCGUCGUCUUCGUCGUUAUCAUCUUCUUUUUCUUCUUCUUGUUCUGCUUCUUCUUCGUCGUUGUCGUCGUCGUUGUCUUCUUCUCCUUCUUCCUCUUCCUCUUGUUACUCCUUCUCCUCCUCUUCUUGAUAUUCUUCCUCCCCCCAAUCUCCUACUCCUCCUCCUCCUCUUCUUCUUCUUCGUCGUCGUCGUCUUCUUUUCUCAACUUUCCUGUCUUGUUCUUCUCCUUCCUCCUCCUUUAUUUUCCUACUCACAUAUUAUCUCUUUGCAUUUCUUUUCAAAAUUCAUUCCUAUCUACUUAUUUCUUCUUAUUUCAAUUAUUCGUUUUUGCGCUUCAUUCAAGAGAACUGUCUUUUAUUUCUUCAUUUUCCCUUCUUUUUUUCCCUUCAACACUAUUUUCUAUCAUUCUCGCCUUUCGAUGCAGCUAAUAAUAAUUCAUUCUACUGACGGACUUAAUAUCCAUCCUCUUGAACCCUGUUCAUUUUUUGUCUUCGCUCUCGAUUUCACUCUUAUUAACCACUUUCUGACGUCUCUUUCGCUUUCACUAUCAUUCAUUUUUUUAUUUUCUCUUUCGCUUCCACUCUCACUAACCCCUUCAUUCUGUCUCUAUGAACCCUGUUCAUUUUUUUUAUUUUCUCUUUCGCUUUCAUUCUCAGUAACCCCUUCAUUCUGUCUCUAUGAACCCUGUUCAUUUUUAUUUUCUUUUUCGCUUUCACUCUCAGUAACCCCUUGGUCCUCUCUCUUUGAACACCUUCUACCUUUUCAUGUAUAUCUAUCUAUCUAUCUAUCUAUCUAUCUAACUUUUCAUUUAUGUUCAUAUCUACCUCGACCUUUUCAUUUAUAUCUAUCUAUCUAUCUAUCUAUCUAUCUAUCUAUCUAUCUAUCUAUCUAUCUUACUAACUUUUCAUUUAUGUUCUUAUCUACCUGUCUAUCUUUCUAUCUAGCUACCUUUUCAUUUAUAUCUAUCUAUCUAUCUAUCUAUCUAAUUAACUUUUCAUUUAUGUUCAUAUCUACCUGUCUGUCUAUCUAUCUUUCUAUCUAUCUAUCUUUUCAUUUAUGUUCCUAUCUAUCUUUCAUUUAUAUCUAUCUCAUUCUCGUCAUAUCUAUCUAUCAAUCUAUCAUUAAUCGAGCGAUUUAA
Acanthosepion pharaonis is the source of this 1581-nucleotide messenger RNA. Lineage: Eukaryota; Metazoa; Mollusca; Cephalopoda; Sepiida; Sepiidae. The record is from the annotation of a GenBank genome assembly.